This is a messenger RNA of Hirsutella rhossiliensis, 525 nucleotides long. Its product is annotated as EF hand domain-containing protein. Gene Ontology annotation, molecular function: calcium ion binding; calcium-dependent protein serine/threonine phosphatase regulator activity. The coding region runs from base 1 to 525 and encodes 174 amino acids. Lineage: Eukaryota; Fungi; Ascomycota; Sordariomycetes; Hypocreales; Ophiocordycipitaceae. The record is from RefSeq and is a predicted model, not a curated record. The transcript is spliced from 5 exons.
AUGGGCAACACGACGAGCGCAGUCCUGGACAACAUCGUCCAGGGCUCCAACUUCGACAGAGAAGAGGUUGACCGGUUACGCAAGCGAUUUAUGAAGUUGGACAAGGACAACUCUGGCACUAUCGAGCGCGACGAGUUUCUAAGCCUACCGCAAAUCUCAUCCAACCCCCUGGCAACACGCAUGAUUGCCAUCUUCGACGAGGACGGCGGCGGCGACGUCGACUUUCAAGAGUUUGUGUCGGGCCUCAGCGCCUUUAGCAGCAAGGGAAACAAGGAGCAAAAGCUGCGGUUCGCGUUCAAGGUCUACGACAUCGACCGCGACGGCUACAUCAGCAACGGCGAGCUCUUCAUAGUACUCAAGAUGAUGGUCGGCAGCAACCUUAAGGACCAGCAGCUGCAGCAAAUCGUCGACAAGACAAUCAUGGAGGCCGACCUCGACAAGGAUGGCAAAAUUAGCUUCGAGGAGUUUACAAAAAUGGUGGAGAACACCGACGUCAGCAUGAGCAUGACUCUCGAUCAGUUUUGA